Molecule: messenger RNA, 240 nt
Organism: Pieris macdunnoughi
Lineage: Eukaryota; Metazoa; Arthropoda; Insecta; Lepidoptera; Pieridae
Source: the annotation of a GenBank genome assembly
AUGGGGCUAAUUACAUCCUGUUGUAAACCCUCAGCAUCAGAUGUAUUGACUCCAGAUACAGAAACACGACGUCGACAACAAGUAGAAGCAGCUGAACGUCGUCGUGUUCAAGAAGAGGCCAGGGGUGUAAAAGAUCCGAGUAGAGUUAAACGAAUGCAACAACGAUCUGAAGAGAUGGAGCAAAGGGAACAAGAGUUACAGAAGCAGGGUGGAGCUACUUUAAAGUGGUCAGCUGACUGA